Molecule: messenger RNA, 333 nt
Organism: Penicillium brevicompactum
Lineage: Eukaryota; Fungi; Ascomycota; Eurotiomycetes; Eurotiales; Aspergillaceae
Exons: 3
Coding region: 1-333 (110 amino acids)
Source: RefSeq, a predicted model, not a curated record
AUGGGUUACAUGACCAACUAUGAGCCUUACUCUCGGGGAAGCAUCGAUAGUAGACGCUCGCCUCCGCCAGAUGAAUUGCUCUCGCCGUUAGCAGGGCUCUACCCGCAUGUUGCGGCCUUACAGCCACAGUACAAUCAUAGCAACUGCACAUUCACUGGCUAUCAAGAUACGGAUUAUUGGGCAGCGGCCUACACGACACAGCCUUUGGAAAAGUCGUACACGUUAACUCGUCGUGGAACGGAUGGUCUUCCAUGUCGAUUUGUCUCUAAACUACGCCGGCUACUAAGCCGAGACGACCUCAAGUACCGCCGGGGAUCCCGGGCGACUGCAUGA